AUUGGCCUGAAUCCUGCACAAGCUGAAAACAUGAAGGGGGAGGGAUCCGAGCAGCGAGAAAAGCUCAUCAGCGUUGACGACAGACCCGUGAGAAGAUGGUUUUCUAAGGCUCAUGUGCUUGAUGAGGGAAACCCAAGACAGCUGUCGGCUCGACAAGAAAUUUCUAUGCUGAAGUUCGAGCAAGGUGGAUCGGAGAUCGACGAAGAUCGAUUGCGACGAUCGUUGCCAGACAAAGAGGCGCUGAGAAGCGAACAUCAUGGGAUGAAUGGGACGAGCGGGUCGAUUACCGUGAGAUAAGGACAAGGAUGGAUUUGUAAAUAGGAUGAGAUUUUUUCAUUGCUCAGUGAUAUUCUUUCUCCUGUCCGAACAGUGUCGGACAGAGUAACUGGAAGUAGCUCCAGAGAGUCUUAGAACUGAUUACAAACUGAAACCGC
Messenger RNA from Guillardia theta CCMP2712, 434 nucleotides. RefSeq lists its product as hypothetical. Lineage: Eukaryota; Cryptophyceae; Pyrenomonadales; Geminigeraceae. The record is from RefSeq and is a predicted model, not a curated record. The annotation marks the transcript as partial. The transcript has a single exon.